Penicillium waksmanii is the source of this 1500-nucleotide messenger RNA. Its product is annotated as sugar porter family MFS transporter. Bases 1 to 1500 code for a protein of 499 amino acids. Gene Ontology annotation, cellular component: membrane. Gene Ontology annotation, biological process: transmembrane transport; carbohydrate transport. The record is from RefSeq and is a predicted model, not a curated record. The transcript has 7 exons. Gene Ontology annotation, molecular function: carbohydrate:proton symporter activity. NCBI's taxonomy places the organism in Eukaryota, Fungi, Ascomycota, Eurotiomycetes, Eurotiales, Aspergillaceae.
AUGCGUAUGUCACCGGCAUGGUACCAGUUCCUGGUCGGCGUGUUCGCCUCCGUUGGAUCUUUCCUUUACGGAUAUGAUCUUGGUGUUAUCGCAGAGGUUAUUGUCUGUCAGUCGUUCGUGGACAAAUUUGAAGCGAACUCGACGCAAAGUGGUCUAGUUGUGUCUAUGUUUACUACUGGUGCUUUCUUCGGAGCCUGUUUAGCUGGCCCUGCUGGUGAUUACCUUGGUCGUCGCCGCACCAUCUCUCUUGGAUGCCUUAUAUUCUGUCUCGGCGGUGCUCUCCAGACGGCUGCGAAGACCCUCGCGUAUCUUUACAGCGGUCGAUUCCUUGCUGGAUUUGGUGUCGGUUUCUUGACUAUGAUCAUCCCUCUUUACCAGGCUGAGAUCUGCCACCCUAAGAUUCGUGGCCGAGUGACUGCGUUGCAACAGUUCAUGCUGGGAGUCGGUGCUCUCUGUGCCUCAUGGAUCUCAUACGGCACUUAUGUCGGGUUCGACCCCAGUAACAGUGCGCAAUGGCAACUUCCCUUGGGUCUGCAAAUCCUCCCUGCCGUGGUGCUGGGCUUGUUGAUCACCUUUUUCCCUGAGUCACCCCGUUGGCUCAUCGAUCAUAAUCGCUCCGAGGAGGGCCUCAAGACAUUGGCGAAGCUGCACGCUCAUGGAGAUGAAACUGAUGCUUGGGUGCAAGCCGAAUAUGCUCAGAUUCAAGAGAGCAUCACUUUCGAGCAUGAACACGAGGCCAAAUCCUACAUUGAGCUGUUCACGAACCGAUCCUCCUUCCGUCGAUUGUUCCUCUGCUGUGCUCUUCAGGCCUCUGUCCAGAUGACCGGUGUUUCUGCAAUCCAAUACUACUCUGUUGAUAUCUAUUCGCAAAUCGGUAUCUCCGGCGCCGAUACUCUCCGAUACCAAGCUAUCAACUCGGUUAUCGCCCUCAUUGCACAAUUCCUCUGCAUUCUAUUCAUCGACCGCUUCGGUCGACGAUGGACUCUUAUCGGCGGCAACCUAGGAAAUUGUCUCACUUUCAUCGUUGCCACAAUCCUGAUGGCGAAGUUCCCUACUAGCAGCACAAACACCGGAGCCCAUUGGGGUUUCAUUAUCAUGACCUGGUUGUACAACUUCUCCUUCUCCUGCACUUGCGGUCCGCUUUCCUGGAUUAUCCCAGCUGAAGUCUUCGACACCCGUACCCGAGCCAAGGGUGUCUCCAUCGCGACGGGUAUCUCGUUCGCUUUCAACACGAUGAUCGGCCAGGUGACCCCCAUCGCCAUGGAGCAUAUCAAGUAUAAGUUCUAUUUCGUUUUCGUGGUGUGCAAUUUCACCAAUGCCCUCUUCUUCUACGCUCUGCUUCCGGAGACGAAGAAGGUGCCGCUUGAGGAGAUGAACUAUAUGUUCACCAACGCUCCCUGGUUUGUCCCGGGAAGUAGCAAGGAGGAGUACCUCACCCAUGAUCUGGAGCGCAAGGUUGAAGAGCAAGAGGUGAAGUUGCAAACUCAACAUUAUGAGUAG